Plenodomus lingam JN3 is the source of this 132-nucleotide messenger RNA. NCBI's taxonomy places the organism in Eukaryota, Fungi, Ascomycota, Dothideomycetes, Pleosporales, Leptosphaeriaceae. The record is from RefSeq and is a predicted model, not a curated record.
AUGUGUAUCGUGGUAGCUCAUCGAGACUCGUCAAAAGAUGCCGCAUCUGCAGCGAACUUUGCCGAACCCCUGAGCCGAUGCAUACCCACGCACGCUUCCACGCUUCCAUCACAGAGUAUCAAGGUAUUUUGA